Messenger RNA from Cygnus olor (mute swan), 1611 nucleotides. RefSeq names its product enkurin, TRPC channel interacting protein (gene ENKUR). The coding region runs from base 288 to 1082 and encodes 264 amino acids. Gene Ontology annotation, cellular component: acrosomal vesicle. The record is from RefSeq and is a predicted model, not a curated record. Lineage: Eukaryota; Metazoa; Chordata; Aves; Anseriformes; Anatidae. Gene Ontology annotation, molecular function: calmodulin binding. The transcript is spliced from 6 exons.
CGGCCGGGCCAGGCCCCUCACUUACCGCCCCCCCCCCACCCGGGCUCCCCUACACACACCGCGCAUGCGCGGCCACCCUGCUCUCCCCUCAGCACCCCGCCUGUCCGCCCUCAGUCCGGGCGCACGCGUGCCGCUGCCAGCUUCACCUCCGCCAAGUGCGCCUGCGCAACCCGCCGAGCGUGCCUGGGAGGGCGGGGGGGAGCGAUGGCGUAGCCCCGCCCAUUCUAUGCGCUGUCACCUAGCAACGCGUUUCCCUGGCAACCGCGGCCGCGACGCUGGGCCACAAGAUGGCGGCCCCGGAGAGCAUCUAUAACCUCCUGCCCCGCCUGCAGGAGCGGCCCGCCAAGCCGCCCAGGUAUAUAUCAACAUUUAGACCGUCUGUGAAACAUGAAACAGAGAAAAGUAAAGCUCAGUGGAAAACUAUGGGGCCAGCAAAAGUUGCAGUGCCAUCUCCAAAAAACUUUCUGAAGAAACAUUCAAAGGAACCCAAGCUACCAGCGAGAAAAAAAGAACAGGAUAGUAAGAAAUUGCCUGCAUUAUCAGUCCCACGGAGGACAGAUCACCCAGUUAUGGGAAUUCAGAGUAAAAAGAAUUUUAUAAAUACAAAUGCAGUUGCUGCUAUCACAGGAUUGCCUAAAAAGCCUCAACCUAUUUAUGUUGAUAGAAGACAAGGAGACAAAUAUCUGCUUGAAACUUCAGGACUUGUUCCAAAAUAUAUUAAAAAAAAGGAUUAUGGCAUUACACCAAAAUAUGUGACACGGAGAACUGAAGAAAUGAAGAGAGCUCAGAAAGAACAUGAGACCCAUGUCUUGGAGUAUCUCAAGAAAAAAGCCAUGAAGCAGUUAUCUGAUGAAGAAAGGGAAAAUCUUCUACAGGGGCUGAAAAAGAACUGGGAGGAAGUGCAUCAUGAAUUUCAGUGUCUUUCGGUAGAAAUAGACACCGUACCCAAGAAGUUGCAUAAAGAAAAGCUGGAAUCACAGAUGAAACAACUGGAGCAUGACAUAGAUGUAAUUGAGAAGCACAAAGUUAUCUACAUUGCAAAUGAGGCAGCCUUUCUCCAAGCUCUAUCUUCAGAACUGUAGGUCCUUGCUAUGGUAUUGUGUGGAACUCCCUAGAGGCAGCUCAGGUUGAGACCUGGUGUGCAGACCUGAGAGCGGAACUUUUACUGUGGUAUUUAUAAACUAAGGGAAAUUAUAAUGUUCUUUAGUUACAAAACAUUCUAAACUGUCUUCUUGGUUUAAAAACAAAAUAAAACAAAAACCUAGCAUAUAAAAGCAUGUCAUCUCAGACAUUCCUUAACAUUUCAACAUUAAAAUGCUUCUUGUAACUUUGAUUUUAUUUACAGUUCAAUAGAUUUUCUUCAGCAGGAUCUUCCAACCUCCCCCAACUUGACUUUAUGGCAUUUUUAUAGUGACACAAGCUGCUGGAGGUUUUUUCUGAGGUUUUCAAUAUAUUCUGAGCACUUGCUGAGAAGGCAAGUUGUGUAACUAAGCAAAUGUGUUAAGUAUGUAAUUCAAACUUACUGCUGCCAAUGGUAACCUUUCUACUGAGUGUGACAGUUGGCACAUGAUUAAAAAAAAUUGAUGGGAAACUAAAGCAGACCCAAGAUAG